AUGCCCAGACUCUGUUAUGACACACCAACAGUGGAAAACACAGAGUUGAUGGCCACAUAUGCCCGAACCUCUCCCCAGCUUUAUUCCUCCAUUGCUGCCAGUGAUAAGUAUUUACUCAGAUACGCCUCAAACACAUGGAACAUCCAAUUCCCCAACUGUGUUUUCCACCCAGAGCUACAUUGCAUACGUAUCCCCAUUCCAUUUUAUAUUCCUGGAAGAGAGGAUGACUCUAUAAUCAUCGAUGUCCCCUACGAGGGACUGUCAUCGUUGGGUAUGUUACAGCAUCCUAAUCCGGCUUCGUACACUAUAGAUUUGGAAUGCCACUGUGAAGUGUACUUUCUAGCAGAGAACAUCAUUGUCAAGUUGCCCACAACGUGCAAACUCAAGACCAUAUACUCGCAAUUACCUGAGGACGGACUAAGUUUUACAAUUCCAUAUGUGAACGUUUCCAGUGACAAAAUAGUUCAGAAUCUGACAAAGUUGUCGAUCUUUGUCAACGAUACCGAAAACUCGAAUCUGGAAGAUCGCAGGACAUACAAUAUCGUCUUGUAUCCGUUGCAGAGGUAUCCGCCACAGCCCCUCUCGAUGGGUAUCUUCCAAGGAUACUCCAAUCUAACGCCGUUUCAGUCCCUAAGGCUUGUCAGUGAUGCCAUUGAACAAGGUACCGAGUUGUCGCGUGACAUGGCUGAAUAUUUCAGUUCACAGAGAUGUAAUACAAUGACGGCAAUAUCGUCGUCCUGUAGUAGUGUCGGGUCGCUCAAUGUUGGUGAUGGACGGGAUAAUACAAGUAUGGAUUUGUACAAGUUGUCCCAGUCGGGCUACGGUGAUGACGAUGACUUUAGCUACGAGCAAUAUGACAAUUUUGACUCCGGGUCUGGCUUGAAGUUGGACACCAUGGGCGGUGGUGGAAGCGGAAUGUAUGUUGAAAUUAUAGGCGGCUUCAAUUCCACAAGUGUUAAAAGAGGACGGAGAGAUUCCGAAGACACGUUGAGUGACCAGCCAAGGCAAAAACGACAACUUGAAUGA
Molecule: messenger RNA, 1026 nt
Organism: Pichia kudriavzevii
Lineage: Eukaryota; Fungi; Ascomycota; Pichiomycetes; Pichiales; Pichiaceae
Exons: 1
Coding region: 1-1026 (341 amino acids)
Source: RefSeq, a predicted model, not a curated record